CCAGAGAUCACUGCGAUAAGACGCACAUAUUUAGUCUCUCCACCACAAAUACUAAAAGGAACAGCGGAGAGCGUCUUUGAUGGGAUUUGCUGCCAGUGAAAGCUGCAGGUCUUCUGAACGUAGUUGUCAGUCAGGGCCCUCCUCCUCCUCCCCUCUCCCCCCCGCGCGCACACACGCUGGGAACUGGGUGUAUAUAAACAGAUCCAGGAGGCUGGAUUGCCACUCAGACCUGGAUAGACUGAGACGCAGAGAAGAUGCCCGCAUCUCAAACUGGAUUUGGCAACUUUGUCUUGGAGAGGAACAUCAGCAUGCCAACUGGAUAUCAGAUCCCGGUGCUGGGAUGCCCGCCGGGUGUUCCACAGCAGCAGGCUCAGCAUCUCGCGGCUAUGGCAGCCGGAGUUCCUAUUACAUACUCGGGACUACAGGGAUACAACUUUAUCCCCUAUCCGCACCACAGGCACAUCACACACAUGAGCAACAGUUUCGACCUGAAGGCCGCCUCUCCCUACCACCACGCUCUCCUAGCUGCUCGCGGGGGUACAUUUUAUCCUCCCUACCGUCCGGGAGCAGUUGAGGAUCCCUCAAGGGUUGCAAAGGUGGCCACCCGGGAGAGCACUGGUGCUCUAAAGGCCUGGCUGAACGAGCACCUGAAGAACCCGUAUCCCACCAAGGGCGAGAAAAUCAUGCUCGCAAUCAUCACCAAAAUGAGCCUCACCCAGGUCUCCACCUGGUUCGCCAACGCAAGGCGACGUCUGAAAAAGGAGAAUAGGGUCAGCUGGGCGUCGAAGGGGAAAUCAGACGAGGAGGACGAGGAGCAGGACGGGGAGAGCGAGGACGAGGAGAGUCCAUUAGAGAAAUGUCAUUUGAAUGAGCGUGAGAAGGAGGAGGCAGAGCCUCGCAGUGGCCGCGCAGACACCGGUGAGCAGGUCGAGAGCGCGCUGGAGAGUUGCGCACCGGUGGAUGCGCGCUUGGAAACCACGCAACAAAGCAGCGAACAUGAGGACAAGGAACUUGGACUAGUCAAGAAAGUUGAAAGCGGGGAUUCUGAGCAAACGCCAUCAGCUUUGGAAAAUAAAGAGAACGCAGUGAGCCAGAAACCAAAAAUCUGGUCUUUGGCGGAGACGGCCACCUCAGAGACUGUGAAGAAACCCGUGGACAGUAUUUACCACCCCGCUGGGAAACUCUGGGCGGACUGGGCUUCACGAAACGGACUCUUACUUCCAACAUAUUAUACAACUCAUGAAAUAGUCUGAACGUGUAUUCAGACAUAAACGAUAGACUUUUCUCAACAUCUUUUGCACUUUAUUACCUUCAAACCUCAUGGACUCAAAUGAAACUCUCGUGAGACCAAAGACCAGACAUGUUGUGUUAUUGUAAAUAAACGUAGAUGUAUUUUUCAACCAGCAAGAUGUAAAUUAUGUUUCCUUUGUCUUACCGUGAAGAAAUAUUUUGAUAAAAUAAAC
Molecule: messenger RNA, 1463 nt
Organism: Melanotaenia boesemani (Boeseman's rainbowfish)
Lineage: Eukaryota; Metazoa; Chordata; Actinopteri; Atheriniformes; Melanotaeniidae
Gene: irx7
Product: iroquois homeobox 7
Exons: 2
Coding region: 255-1253 (332 amino acids)
Biological process (GO): regulation of transcription by RNA polymerase II; cell development; neuron differentiation
Cellular component (GO): nucleus
Molecular function (GO): RNA polymerase II cis-regulatory region sequence-specific DNA binding; DNA-binding transcription factor activity, RNA polymerase II-specific
Source: RefSeq, a predicted model, not a curated record